GAGUGUCAGGUAGACAGGUAUAGGCUACUUGCCGAAGACUUAUCAGCUGGGAACAGGGCUACUCGUCUGCUGCUCGUCAGGAAAAUGGAUCUAACGCAAGAGUCCAUUAUGUCCAUAUUGGUAGAGGAGGGUGGAAAGGUGAAGAAUUCAGACAUUCUGAGUAAGUUUCAAACGUUACUUAAUUGUACUGAUCCAGUUGAAAAGAAACAAAAUAGGGAUCUAUUUAAGACACUUAUCAACAAUGUCGCAAUCGUGAAGGAGCUGGAGGACGGCAAAUAUGUAGUUCUUAAAAAGAGACAUCAGUAUUUAUUGAAACAAAUUAGUCCUGAAAAUGACGACAGUGACAAUGACCAGCUGAAGGUAGAACAUGAACCGACUUCAAAAGACAAGACAGACAAAGUCCAAGAGCGCAUCUCAUUUUUUCCGGAUGGGUUUGAUCGUGAGGACGCGGAACAUUCUUCUGAUUCAAACACUGAUAGAAAUACUUCCUCAUCUAAUGAACAUUCACCUAUACAGUUGGCACUACACAGGUCCAACGUAGGCCUAGGCCCAGUUGACAUCAAACCAAGAAAAUGUCUCAGCUUUGUCCGAAAACAAGUGAUUAGUUUAAACGAGUCAUCAGGACAAAAGGUUUUUCCUGUCCAGGCUACCGCAAACACCCACAAGCCCUGUGCACUUCCAUUAAGGCUACCAGCUACACAGGCAACAACUGAUCCCCAGAGUCGAAUCACAAAAGACACUAGUAGUCAAGAGGGAGACAACACCCCAAGAAACAAGAGGAGACCUUCUGUGGAGGGUGUGGUGCUCAGUUCUCCACUGCUGAGGCGCGGCUUUAAGAAUGCCAGACCCUCAGAUGAGCCCAAGCACACUGUGUUGGUGCCACUGGAGCGUAAUGAACAUGAGUGGCUGGUUAAAUCAGCCGCGGGACAUUGGGACCUGGUCUACGGCCUCCUGCUUAACGAUGGCCACCUAGCACAGAAGAGGGACUUCAUGUCCGGCUUUACUGCCCUGCACUGGGCCGUCAAGUGUGGCAACAGCAAAAUGGUCACCAAGAUCAUUGAGGUGUCCAGGAAAGUUGGCAGUGGGGCCGAUGUCAAUGCCAAGACCCAUGGUGGAUACACACCGUUGCACAUCGCAGCAAUACAUGAUCAGGAGUACAUCAUGACCCUACUGGUACGAGAGUAUGGGGCAGACGCACGCAUCAGGGACAACUGUGGCAAGAGGCCGUACCACUACCUGCACAAAGGGGUGUCCGAAGCCGUCAGGGAGCUGCUGGGGAUGCCCAAGGCCAUCCAACAGGCGGCGGCAGUGGUGGCGGCCCCGGGGAAGGAGGAAGCGGAGGGCACACUCCACACGACACUCACCCGCCUGUUCCAGCCCCACACCAUCGGUCACCUCAUGCUGAGGCCCAGACACAGGGAGGUGUUCUCCUCAGUCACGGAGGAGCCACUGGAGGUGUGAAGCAGGAACCACCUCAGAACCACCACAGAGCCUCUGCUUUCCGUCAUGGAAGUUAUGAAAAGCUCUUUGAGCUUUGACCUGCAUGCCAUGUAUGAAUGCCGCAUUCAAUGUUCAUUAUUGUAAUUAUGAUGACGGCAAUCAUGAAUAUGUUGAUGAUGAUUAUUGUUAAUAGUAGUAGUAGCAGUUGUAGUAGUUGCAGCAGUAUAGUAGUGUAAUAGUAGCAUUAGUUAUUAUUAUUGCAUCUAUGGGGAUGUCGUGGCCUACUGGUUAGGGCUUCAGGCUUGGAACCGAAGGGUUGCGGGUUCGAUCCCCGACCAGUGGAAACGGCUGAAGUGCUCUUGAGCAAGGCACCUAACCCCUCACUGCUCCCCGAGCGCCGAUGUAGCAAGGCAGCUCACUGUUCCGGGUUAGUGUAUGCUUCACCUCACUGUGUGCUCUGUGUGUUCAUUAAUUCACAGAUGGGAUAAAUGCAGAGACCAAAUUCCUUAUAUACACGUAUUGGCCUAGAAACCUGAUUUACAUUUACAUUUAUCAAUUGUAAAUCAGCAAUCGUGAAAUCCAAUGAGCAGUAUACUUGUAAUCAAAUUUUAUUAUUAUGCAAGAUUGAAUAUACUACCUGAUUCAGUGUUUUCCAUUUAGAUAAUGUUCAGGACAUACAGCAGUUUGUGUCCACUGAUUAUCUAUGUGAUUUUUGAACGCACCCCCACUGAACUGAUUCAUUAGCAUGUUUGAUUUACUGAAUAUAUAAUGAAUACGGAAUAGGCUACGUGGUUUACAGAUGAAUAUAUAAUGAAGACUGAAUAGGGUACAUGGUUUACAGAUCAUUGUAUCCAAUGCAACUUACAGGAAAGGCCACAUCUAUGUUUGCUUCUUAGGAAAUGCUUAGUGAUACUGACAUUGCUAAGACAUAGCCUUUCAGGCUAUUUUGAAAACUGUUGGAGCACAGUUUGGAGGCUGACAUGUUUAGAAUGGAGAUAUGUAAAACAAUGUGAGGGGAUAAACGUUACAUAUUAUGUGUUUGUCCCUGUGAUGAUUGUCUGAUGUGAGAGGCAGACUAUGAAUAAAUAAAUGAAUGCACUCAC
Alosa sapidissima (American shad) is the source of this 2543-nucleotide messenger RNA. RefSeq names its product ankyrin repeat domain-containing protein SOWAHA-like. Gene Ontology annotation, molecular function: protein binding. The transcript has a single exon. The record is from RefSeq and is a predicted model, not a curated record. Bases 85 to 1461 code for a protein of 458 amino acids. Lineage: Eukaryota; Metazoa; Chordata; Actinopteri; Clupeiformes; Clupeidae.